Caenorhabditis bovis is the source of this 435-nucleotide messenger RNA. Lineage: Eukaryota; Metazoa; Nematoda; Chromadorea; Rhabditida; Rhabditidae. The record is from the annotation of a GenBank genome assembly.
AUGAAGCGUCACCUCGUGUUCGUCGUCGUCACGCUUCUACCAGCCGUCAUCGCCACCACGUUCAUCUACGACGGCGUCAUUCUAUGCGGUCACACGGAUCGAUGCAGUUUCGCCUACUCGCUUCAAUUCUACGACGCCGACCGAUUCAGCGCCGCCGACGCGAUAAUCGGCCGACUCGUCGACAUCAAAGGACCGACAGGCAUCGGCAACAACGUCUACUUGAAGGGUCAUCUGAAUGGCGACGAGCUUCUCAGCACCGCCUAUUACACGCUGGCCGAAAUUUGGCACGAUUGCACCGAUGAUAGGAAGCGCGUUCGGUUGAGGUUCACCUUCAAUCAGGCGUGUCCCAUCGAUCGAGAGAUUUGCCAUUACAAAUUCGCGAGGAAUGUCACCAAUGAUUGGGGAAUUGGCUCGAUGGAUGCCCAACUUUUAUAA